AGGAAGAGAAAACGCCCAGCGCUGUUUAGUUUCCUCUUUGCCCGGGCUCAUGCUAAGAAGCUUGGAAACAACAAAGAGAAGAGAAAAGAGAAGAGAAGGAGAGAUUGGAUCGGAGUAUUUGAGGUUAAGGAGAUCGUCAAAGAAUGGGGAGCGGCUUGGUCGUGGAGGAGGAUGGGUAUGGCUUGGGGUUGGAGGAGACCGAGCUGCGCCUGGGAUUGCCGGGUGGCGGAGGGAGUGAAGGGGAUGUGGCGAAGAACUCCGGCAAGAGGGGUUUCUCGGAGACGAUCGACUUGAAGCUGAAGCUUCAUACAGUGGUUGACUCGAAGGAGGUGGAGAUGGAGGUGUGGGACAAGAUGAAGAGGUUGCCAAGCCAGAAGAACCUCCUUCCUUGCACCAAUGACCCUGAGAAGCCCUCUGCUCCCAAGGCACAGGUGGUGGGUUGGCCCCCAGUCCGAUCAUUCAGGAAGAACAUCCUGGCCACCCACUCCGAUAAGGGAAGCAAAGUAGAAGGGGAGAAGUCAAGCAACUCAGUGGCUCUCGUGAAGGUUAGCAUGGAUGGUGCCCCUUACCUUCGUAAGGUGGACCUCAAAAUGUAUAGAAGCUACCAAGAGCUCUCCAUGGCCUUGGAGAAGAUGUUUAGCUCCUUUACCAGUGGGAACUGUGGCUCUCAAGGAAUGAGUGGAAGGGAUUUCAUGAAUGAAAGCAAGCUAAUGGAUCUCUUGAAUGGUUCCGAGUAUGUGCCCACCUAUGAAGACAAAGAUGGUGACUUGAUGCUUGUUGGGGAUGUUCCAUGGGAAUUAAUCUCAGGAUGUUUGUUGAAUCAUGCAAGCGCCUGCGGAUAAUGAAAGGAUCAGAAGCCAUUGGACUUGCACCGAGAGCCAUGGAGAAAUGCAAGAAUAGAAGCUGAGGAAGCAAAACUGAACUUGAUCCUGAUUUAUCUUGUAUCAUAGUCAAAAUGCCGAUAACAAGCGUGGACUCUGGAUUGGGAUGGAGCCAGUCAGCUGAGUUUGUCUGUGCUGUGUUUUCAUAUAUACCAUAUAAAUAUAUAUGUCGUCAUUAAAGAAAUGGGAUGUAUAUUUAUUUUGUUUCAUGGACAAGAGGCAAUAUUACUUGUUUGCUCUUAAGACUUGCAGUGUCUACAUUGUUUAUUAUGGUGUGUUUAAUAUAUAAUCUGUUUCAUGUUACCAUUGUA
Elaeis guineensis (African oil palm) is the source of this 1192-nucleotide messenger RNA. Its product is annotated as auxin-responsive protein IAA14. Gene Ontology annotation, biological process: regulation of DNA-templated transcription. NCBI's taxonomy places the organism in Eukaryota, Viridiplantae, Streptophyta, Magnoliopsida, Arecales, Arecaceae. The record is from RefSeq and is a predicted model, not a curated record. Gene Ontology annotation, cellular component: nucleus.